AUGGCUUCCAACUCUGACAACAUUAUUCCAUUGGCCGCUGCUUUCGAGAUGAACGAGGCCAAGCGAGUUCCUAUUCUAGACCCACCGUAUGAGGCGAAAAAAGGGCCAUCUGGAAAUCUCAGUAUUCGUGGGGAAGAACUUAUCCUUGCAUUUCGCCCUUCAUAUCGUUUUCCUUUUCUGAAAGAUCCUAAGAGGGCUUUCAGGUCUGCCCCGCCCAAUCCGAAUGCUGGUGAUGGAGCUUAUUUGAAAUGGCUCGACAAGGUGGAAGCUAGCAAGUCUGGGCAUUGGAAAGUCACUGGGAUUUUCGACCUCAUUCAGUUGUCGAGGUCGCCGAUUUCUUAUAAUCCUGCCAUGCUUUUGAGCUCCCUUUUCUUUUGGGAAAGGUCUACUAAUAGCUUCCAUGUUCCCUUUGGCAUGAUCACGCCCACUCUUCUUGAUGUUGCUGCCAUUACUGGCCUUUGGGUUGUGGGUGAUGAUUAUCAUUCCUCUGCUGCCCCCACUAAUCCUAUCGCCAUUUCGACAGACAAUGUGGCUUUCAGUAAAUUCAUUAAAGAUCACUACGUCGAAGACGGUGAAGUGUCUGACGCUGAGCAUGUCGCGUUUCUCCUGUAUUGGCUUUCUGCCUAUGUGUUCUGCACCAAGUCUUUGAGGAUUCCGGCCAAACUUCUUCCUUUGGCCAACCUGUUGCAUGAGGGUCGCAAAAUCGCUAUGGCCAGACUCGUACUUGGUAAUCUUUAUCAGAUGAUCAAUGAGGCGAUAGCUGAUAUUCGAGAUCCUAAGGUUAUGUCUUUGAAUGCAGCCGGUCCACUAUGGUUGCUUCAGCUCUGGAUGAAUGCGGUCUUCGAAUCGUUUCUUCCAGCUAAGGAACUUCCCUCCGUGGUAUCCAACACUAGGAUCGAUGCUCACCGGCUUGAGCCCCUAACUCCUCCCUACGAUGCUUCCACUUUUGAAGUUGAUUUCAAAAAAUAUUUCACCAUGUUUUUUGAACUAAAACGUUUCCGUUCUGGCUUUGCACCGUAUAGCAAACCUUGUUAUGGCCCUCGGUGGCUAAGGGAUUCUUACCCCAACCUUCCUGGCUCAGAGGACCUCUCUAUGCACCAAAUCGAACUCUGGCAGACCAUAUUGUCCCCCAGGGUGUUGACUAUCAACUUUGCCAGCAAUGACUUCACUCUGUGCGGCUAUAAUCCUCAACUUGUUUCUCGACAGUUUGGGCUGAGUCAAGAUUUGGCCAACACAUUGUUCGACCAAUCUCUUGUUCUUUAUCCCGGCGCCAUCACUAGACGUAGUGCCUUCGACACUACCAUUAACUUCUACAAUGAGGAGCUGAUUGGCCUUAGCCCUUUCAAUUUUGCUUCAUCUUUUUAUGUCACCAAGGCAUUUAAAGCUUGGUGGUCUACUUAUUGGAGCGACAUUUCGAUGCCGAUUGAAGAUUCUGAGCCAAUUCCUCGACCAACUUCUCAAGCCUCUCCCCGAGUGACUCCUACUACAAUCGAAGUUGAAGAUGAUGAUGAUGAUGUUAGCCUUGCCGAUAAGCUCAAGGUUCCUAAGAAAAGGAUCAAAGGUGCUGGUGGGUCUGCUGUGAGCAACCCUUCUCCGGCCAGGUCGACUAGCCAGCGUGAAGAGAUUCAGCAAGGUGAUGAUCAAGGUGGUGAUCAGCAAGCUUCCAGCCCUCCUCUUCAAGACACUACACCUAUUCCUGUUGAGAUGGCUUCGACCAAGAAGACCUCCAGGAAGAAGUCUAGUCGUAAGUCUGGUAGCUCCUCUUCUCGCCAUUCCAAAAGUUCCACAAGUUCCAGUCCUCUCAAAGAGCCUGCUCCUAAAGCAGAUGCUCUCGUCGAGUUUCAGACUUUCUUGGUUGAUCUCUUGGCCACGCUUGACAAGGUCACUUCCGUGGAGCAGCUCAUUAAGACUAAGAAAGCACAAGUGGCUUCUAACACCAAUGGGCUCUUGCCUGCAAAAGAUGAAAUUCUCAAGCUGACUGCUAGGAAAACUCUUAUAGCGGCUGAGUUGUCAGGUGUUGAUGCUCGACUGGAUGAGCUUCAGAGAGAAAUGGCAAGACUCGAGAAGGAGAAAGCAAGGUUGGUCGAGGAAGGUCCAGUUGUGAACUCCCGGCUGAACACUCUAGCUGCUGAGUGCGCAAAUGUGAUGUUGUCGACAUCUCAACUCUCCAAGGAGGUUGUGGCGGAGCAGGGUGUAAAGCAAAGCUUGGAUUCCAGGAUCGCUGCUGCCAGGGUUCAACUUGAAGCUUUCAAGUCGAGGAUUUAG
Lotus japonicus is the source of this 2265-nucleotide messenger RNA. RefSeq lists its product as uncharacterized. The coding region runs from base 1 to 2265 and encodes 754 amino acids. The transcript is spliced from 5 exons. NCBI's taxonomy places the organism in Eukaryota, Viridiplantae, Streptophyta, Magnoliopsida, Fabales, Fabaceae. The record is from RefSeq and is a predicted model, not a curated record. Gene Ontology annotation, biological process: meristem maintenance; meristem development.